AUGGAUGGAGCAUGUGAGCAGGUGGUAUCGUCAGUACCAUUAGUGAAGCACUGUACAUUUCCUGUUGUGCCAAAAUUAUCCCGUACAUCAUUUCUUUUUCUCAGUUUAAUGCUGUGCUUAACAUCUACAUUAACUCAGCAUAUGAAUCUGUAUAGAACUGUGUGGUGGUUGCCAAAUUCGUCAAUCGAAUACCCUGUAGAAUUUGACUCAGUCGACUAUUUUGUUACGGCCCAUAUCAUCUUUAUGCUGUGUACUCCGUAUGUCUAUUUAAUAGUGCUUAAGCUUAUUCCUUCAUUCAUAAUGACAUCACUAAUAAUGCGUUCAGUCCUGGGUUUACUCAUUUUUACUUCCUGGGGCUACAUCAUGAUCUGGAUUUUAAAUCGGAUAGAAUAUUCCGGGACAACAAUCUUGUAUCACCUAUCCGGAAUAGUGUUGCUGGCGUAUUUUCCCAUACUGACUAUCCUAGUUUACCAUUCUCGUUAUUUGGAGAAAGUCGUUUGCCAAGACAUUCGUCAUCAUCACCCGGAUAGUACUGAUAGUAAUUCAAGGAUGGUAUAUCAACCGUCUAUUUUCGGUUUAACAAAUUGUCUACAGCUGUUUUCAUCGUCCUGUUGGCGAUGUCUCACAAUCAUUACGGACUGGCCAUGUUUACCUUCCGAAAACAUGUUUUUCCCAACACCAUAUACAUUUGUUCCUUCAAGACAACUCCAUGCAUCAACUGAUCAUCCAUCAUUUCAAACCAUCUAUUAUACAAGUGACUUAGUUUCAAAUAAUUAUUUAAUGAAUCAUCAGUGUUUAGGUGCAACACCUGAACAAAUACGUGAGGAAGUUGAACUGUAUAGACGUGAUUUUAAUGCAAGGCUAGUGGAUAUUUUAAUUGGUACCUUACAUGCAGUUUAUUAUGGAUGCUUUCUGCCAAUUAUUUUUGUUCAGAAUGAACACUUAUAUAUUGAUUAUUGGUGGUGUCUCCAGCAUUGUUUCUUAACUGGUUUAGUAGUAUUUCUGUUACGUUGGCAUUAUUUUCUACCAUGCGAUUACAUCGACCUUCUGCAUCGAAUUUCUAUGCAUCUGGGUAGUUGGGAGAAUUCGCUCACACGAAGCGGAUAUCUAAACGCUACAUCGUGGUCAGCGUCUACCAUUUAUCCAUGUGGGGUUGUAGUCAAGCAUAUGCAAGGUUUAUUUCGUUCUGUUGGAAUUAAUAACUGUGCUGAACCAGGCAAUCGACUUCAUUCACGAUUUUAUUUUAUAUUCGACAAUCCAAAAUACCUAAAUAGUAUGCUGUUGUGCCUCUCUUCACUUAGUGUAUUGUAUCAAUGUUUUUGUUCAUAUUGGGUUUGUGAAUGGUAUAAAUUAAUCGGUUUAAUAAUUGAUGCCUUAUUUUGUUUUCUUAAUUUAUAUUUACAUUCUCGUAACUCAAUCCUCGUACAUUUUGUUUAUUCUCAAGAGAGAGUGUGUAGUUUAUCAAAUUAUUUAGGUAUUUCUUCUUUACGGUUAUUUUCUUCUGGUGGUUCAUCUACAACUUCUAUUCCCAAUUAG
Messenger RNA from Schistosoma rodhaini, 1536 nucleotides. The record is from the annotation of a GenBank genome assembly. Lineage: Eukaryota; Metazoa; Platyhelminthes; Trematoda; Strigeidida; Schistosomatidae.